AGGAGCCUGGUAACCGUUGCUGGUAACAACGCCCCGCCCCACAGCGCCCAGCGGGAGGGCAGGAGGCGCGGGGCCCGCGGGCAAGCGGGCAGGCGGGCGGGCGGGCGGCGGGAGCCAGAGGAGGAGCGGCCGCCGCCGCCACCGCCGCCGCCAUAGAGACUGUAGCCGUGGAGACUGUUACUUACCAACGGGGACCAACACGCAGCAGCCGCCGCUGCCUCCGCGGGAGCUGCUGCCCGAACUCCUGGCCGGAACUCCAGAACUGAGCAUGCAGAAUUCGGAGAGUGGAUCGGAGUCUCCGGCUUCUGUGGCUCUGCGUCCGUCAGCGGCAGCCCAGCCCGUGCCAGCCUCCCCACAGAGGGUGUUGGUCCAGGCAGCCAGCUCUGCCCCAAAAGGGGCCCAGAUGCAGCCCAUUUCUCUCCCCAGAGUUCAGCAGGUGCCACAGCAGGUCCAGCCCGUGCAGCACGUGUACCCUGCCCAGGUGCAGUACGUGGAGGGGGGAGAUGCCGUCUACACGAACGGGACCAUACGAACGGCCUAUACCUACAACCCCGAGCCUCAGAUGUACGCCCCCAGUAGCGCAGCUUCUUACUUCGAGGCCCCGGGUGGCACCCAGGUGACAGUGGCAGCCUCGUCCCCACCCACGGUACCCUCCCACAGCAUGGUGGGCAUCACCAUGGAUGUUGGGGGAAGCCCCCUCGUCUCCAGCGCGGGAGCCUAUCUCAUCCAUGGGGGCAUAGACGGUGCACGACAUUCUCUGGCCCAUACCUCCCGGUCAUCACCAGCCACGCUUGAAAUGGCGAUUGAAAACCUCCAAAAAAGCGAAGGAAUCACUUCACACAAAAGCGGUUUACUCAACAGCCAUCUCCAGUGGCUCUUAGACAAUUAUGAAACUGCGGAAGGUGUGAGUCUGCCCAGGAGUUCUCUGUACAACCACUACCUUCGCCACUGCCAGGAGCACAAGCUGGACCCAGUGAAUGCUGCCUCCUUUGGGAAACUGAUCCGUUCUGUGUUUAUGGGGCUGAGGACACGGCGGCUGGGCACCAGGGGCAACUCAAAGUAUCAUUACUAUGGGAUCCGCCUGAAGCCAGACUCCCCCCUGAACCGACUGCAGGAAGACACCCAGUACAUGGCCAUGCGGCAGCAGCCCCUGCACCAGAAGCCCAGGUACCGGCCAGCUCAGAAGACGGACAGCCUUGGGGACAGUGGCUCCCAUAGCGGCCUACACAGCACACCCGAGCAGGCUAUGGCCGCACAGAGCCAGCACCACCAGCAGUACAUAGAUGUCUCCCACAUCUUCCCAGACUUCCCAGCACCUGACCUGGGCAGCAUCCUGUUGCAAGAGAGCCUCACCCUGCAUGAUGUCAAGGCCCUGCAGCUGGCAUACAGACGGCACUGCGAGGCAACUCUAGAUGUUGUGAUGAACCUCCAGUUCCACUACAUUGAGAAGCUGUGGCUGUCCUUCUGGAACUCUAAGGCCUCCUCCAGUGAUGGCCCAACCCCUCUACCUGCCAGUGACGAAGAGCCUGAAGGCAUCAUCCUGCCCAAGGACAAGCUCAUCUCCCUGUGUAAACACGACUCCAUCCUCAAAUGGAUGAGGAGCUGUGACCACAUCCUCUACCAGGCCCUGGUGGAGAUUCUCAUCCCUGACGUGCUGCGGCCGGUCCCCAGUACCUUGACACAGGCAAUACGGAAUUUUGCCAAGAGCUUGGAAGGCUGGUUGACGAAUGCUAUGAGUGACUUCCCACAGCAAGUCAUCCAGACCAAGGUUGGUGUUGUCAGUGCCUUUGCCCAGACUCUGCGGAGAUACACAUCCCUCAAUCAUCUAGCUCAGGCGGCCCGGGCAGUUCUUCAAAACACGUCCCAGAUCAACCAGAUGCUCAGCGACCUUAACCGCGUGGACUUUGCCAACGUGCAGGAGCAAGCCUCUUGGGUCUGCCAGUGUGAAGAGAGCGUGGUGCAGAGGCUAGAGCAGGACUUCAAGCUGACCCUGCAGCAGCAGAGCUCCCUGGACCAGUGGGCCAGCUGGCUGGACAAUGUGGUCACCCAGGUCCUGAAGCAGCAUGUGGGCAGCCCCAGCUUCCCCAAGGCUGCCCGGCAGUUUUUGCUGAAAUGGUCCUUUUACAGCUCCAUGGUGAUCCGGGACCUGACCCUGCGCAGUGCCGCCAGCUUUGGCUCCUUCCACCUCAUCCGCCUGCUCUACGACGAGUACAUGUUCUACCUGGUUGAGCACCGUGUGGCUGAGGCCACUGGGGAGACACCGAUCGCUGUGAUGGGGGAGUUCAAUGAUCUCUCCUCCCUGUCACUGACGCUGCUUGACAAAGACGACCUUGGUGAAGAGCAGCAUGGCAAUGAGGCCGACCUGGACUGCCGCAGCCUUGGCGAACCCCUGGUGAAGCGGGAGCGCAAUGACCCCAACCACAACCUGCAGGGCAUCUAGCACCCAUAGGCGCCUCCCAAGAGGUUCCGGAAGAUGUUGCCCAGCCACUCUGAGAACCUGGACUUCACCGGCUCUACCACAUUCGUGUCUCUUAGAUGAUGUGAUGUUUACUCUGACUCAAGGGAGGCUCCCAGGGUUAGUGCUCUUAAAGGACGAGAUACUGUUCAAGAAGAAGAAUGGAGUUACAGCUGCAGAAGCUCACAGCAGGCUCCCACUGCCAUGGCUGUGUUCUGAGCUUCUGAGUGCCUGAGCAGCCCUCCAGGGGCUUAUUCAAGACAAAGUGUCCCCUGACAGAAUUGUGAACUUUGGCCAGAGUCCCUGAAGGGUCGUGCUGAGAGCGUUGGUCCCUCCAUUCAGCUGCUACCAAUUUUCGACAUGAUUUAAAAGAAAAAUCUGCAGAGCCUAAGAAGAAAGGGACAGCUUCUGACCCCCUUGUCCUACCAUUGUUGAAUAGGUACAGAGCUCGCCAGCAUCCAUGGGGUCCCCUCAGGAAUGGAAAGCGGAGUGUCCUCACUCUGGUGCCUCUGUCAGGAAAGAAUGGACCCAUCUCAGCAGCUGCACCUCAUAGCCUUUCGUGAAUUAGGCCAUCCUCUGCUUCCCACCCUGCUUGACUCUGCUGGGGCAGGGAGGCCAGUGGCCCAUGGGAAGCUAGAUCACUAGGCACCAAAAGAUUGUAUGGAAGCAGCUGGCAGUCCCACUGUCCCUGGCUGGAUCGACAGCCUAAAAAAGAACAAGCCAUGGAAACAGUCCCACUCAUGCCAAGACAUAAUAGCAUCUUUUUAAAAAUUAAAACCAGACGUUUUUUCAGCAACAGGAAGGUUGUGGAGUUCUGUCCAGUUCACAGUCAACACCAAGCCAAACUGCUAGCUCUGGAAUGAGUCUGUUUGCCUUUGGAAGGCAGCCACCCCACAGGUACAAACAAGGUGCCUAUGACCACUCCGUGCAGUCUUCUAGAAUGCCUCCCUCUGAAUUCACUAUCCUUGGGUACUCUGACCCAUCUCAACCUCUUCAGAGUCAAAACUCUUUGGGGACAGACACCCUUAACUUUAAGAUGCUCCAAAUUUGCCUCCAUGGAAAUACGUAGCUGUUGCAUUUGGUUAGCUACUUGCAGGAGUCCUGUCCCAAAACCAGCGAGAGAGGAAGACAGACCUCGGUCUAGGAAGCACCAUCUAAUGAAAUGCAAUAGUUUCUCUUUUUGGAAAUAUGUUUAUACCGAUAGUUUUGUGCUCUAAUUGUUAUUAGAAUGUUUCUUAUGAAUGUGUAUAUUGCCGUGUAUUCAGUUCUAAGUAUUUUAUUCUCAUUCACACAGAAGGUACUAAUGUAUAAAGGUAUUAAUGCAUUCAUGUGGCCUUUAAAACCCUCCCUUCAUGGCUUUGCUUCACUCUGCCUGCACCAGAGCAGAGUAGGGAAGGAAGAGAAAGAUGCACCCUUACCUUAGAAACAGAAAUCCAUAGUAAUCACAAUGUUGAUCUGGUCUUACAGUUCAAAACUUAGAUGAAAUUGGACAGAAAGAAUGUCUUUAAAAUACAUGUCUCCUCCCUGGGAUACACUUAAGCUCAUGGUUGGCAGAUUGUAAUGACCUGGCUUUUCUUCCAUUUGUGGUAACCAAUACAAACUGAGUUUCUGCCUAUGUUCUGUCCAGUCUGUCACAGGAUCCGCGGGGAGAGAGAAAAAUGGCAGUAAAGUCAUUCUCGUUUUUCAUAGUAAUAAACAUCCUCCCAUCCUCCCCCAAGCCACUCCACCUGCCCAGCAGUGCCCCUGAGGGUGAGAUGCACCCUCCUACCUGUCAGCCCCUGCUGCCCUGGAACACCACUGCAGCCAGCUUGGCCACUUCAGGCCCAGAGAUGUGUCCUGCUCACAUUGUGAGCACACUAGCCGCCUUCAGAUGUGGUAGAGUGACGCAGCCAGGGCUACUCCUCAGGGUUUGUCAGCGUAGCGGUGGGGCCAAACUCCAGGGUCACUUGAGAAUCAUUGCAUAAGCUUGUCACAAAAUGAAUGGUUCCUGGACUCAAGUCUGACUUGGUGAGAUUAGGGUGGGGGUGGCUAUAGGACUUGAAGGAGCUCCACAGAGGAGAGUGCUGGGCUCACGAACCAGGGAGAGGACCCACAGGCUGUACGACAUCCCAGCAAGGCUGACACAGUUCCUGGUCAGCUACCGCUGAAAUCUGCUUGGAUCCCAAGCUGGUGCCCUUCUGUCCCAGAAAGAAGGCCUGGCAUCCCGGGUGGCACUAGAAUUGCCCAUCACUCACCUGGACUGAGAGAUCCUUAGACUGACCUCAGUGUAGUGCUCUGGUCUCACCACCUUGAAAUUCUUAAUUUUUGGAGAAAGCGCCCAUGUUUUAAUUUUGUACUUAGCCACCAGGUGUGUGGCUCAUCCCAGGGAGCUGCUGGGACUCAACAUGUCCCUACUGUGCUGACUCCUUCCAGGCUCCAAGUGUCGGGUAGGAGUCUACUCCUUCCAACCUAUGGGGGCCUUGAUUUCAGACCUGCUGCACCUGAACCAGAUCAGACAAGUAGCAACCCUUCCACAAGCAGCAGUGCUCCCAGCCGCCGCCUCAGAGAUCCAGGCCCCAUGUGGGACUACAGAGUCCUGGACAAGAGACCCAGCUGUUCCCUUGGAGCCUGUGAGUCUGGUGACAGAGUGGAAGCUCAUAAGCAGCUCUGGUGAUGGUGCCCCAGAGGUGGCCACCUGAGGAGAGAGGAGUGUGCUCAAGGUCCUCAGGCUGGCAAGUGCCUCACAGGGCCCAUUGGUUAGGGUCCCAGGGUGCACAUAUCUCACAAAUAAGAAGAACCUUGGUCCUUCCAAGCACUCGUAGGAGGCACUGACUGUAAUCACAGCAGGCUCCACACUAGAUGCUUCUGACCCAUCUCCUCUUUUUUACAAUCUUUUACUAUCUUUUGCCCUCGUUUUUGUUUGUUUGUUUGUUUUUGAGACAGUCUCACUUUAUCACCCUCAGUAGAGUGCUGUGGUGUCACAGCUCACAGCAACCUCCAUCUCCUGGGUUUUUUAGGCGAUUCUCUCGCCUCAGCCUCCCAAGUAGCUGGGACUACAGGUGCCCACCACAACACCCGGCUAUUUUUUUGUUGCAGUUUGGCCGGGGCUGGGUUUGAACCCACCACCCUCAGCAUAUGGGGCUGGCACCCUACCCCACUGAGCCAUAGGUGCCGCCCUAUUGCCCUCAUUUUACACAUCAAAGCUGCUGGCUGGAAUGCACAUAUGAUGGCUAGAGCAUCAGCAGCCAUCUUGGAACUGGAGGUGGAAGUGUUAUGAUAAGGAUGACAAAGCAAUGACACAGAAGGGGCCUGGGUCCCUAGUGAUAAUGUAACUGCUUAAUAGCCUCCAGACAGACCGCAGAAAGGGUGGUCAGGGGUCUCUCACAUGACCUAUCUAUCUUCACAAACUGGUGGCAGGUUCACACAUAACACACACACUCUCUCAGUGGCAAGUAUGCUAAGAAGGGAGGAUGCUCUGGCUGAGAGUGUCCCCUGUCUCCUGGUUUUCCUUCUGCCAUUCUGGCUGCUGCCCCUCUGCCCCUGGGAACUGCCCUCUUCUCUUUCCACAUCCUUAGUGACUGGGACCAUUCCCACGAGGGAAGCAACACUCCACAUGCUGCCAACUUGCUCCAUUUUCUCUCAGAGCCUCACAAGCACCUGGUCCUCAACAGGAAGACAGGAGCUGGGCAUCUGCUGCUCCACAUGUCUCCAUCGAAGCACAGGCUGCCAUCCCUCCCCUGCAGUGCCCUUCUUCUCAGCUCCAUAAUUCCUAACUGUGUCUUCAAGUAAACUAUUUACUUUCAUUGGAUUUCCCAUCUGGAAAAACAAUGAUAAAAAUACUCAGCUAGAGAAUGAUGCCCCA
This is a messenger RNA of Nycticebus coucang (slow loris), 6296 nucleotides long. RefSeq names its product regulatory factor X2 (gene RFX2). The coding region runs from base 269 to 2440 and encodes 723 amino acids. Gene Ontology annotation, molecular function: DNA-binding transcription factor activity, RNA polymerase II-specific; RNA polymerase II cis-regulatory region sequence-specific DNA binding. NCBI's taxonomy places the organism in Eukaryota, Metazoa, Chordata, Mammalia, Primates, Lorisidae. Gene Ontology annotation, biological process: regulation of transcription by RNA polymerase II. The transcript has 18 exons. Gene Ontology annotation, cellular component: nucleus. The record is from RefSeq and is a predicted model, not a curated record.